Molecule: messenger RNA, 885 nt
Organism: Ceratotherium simum simum (southern white rhinoceros)
Lineage: Eukaryota; Metazoa; Chordata; Mammalia; Perissodactyla; Rhinocerotidae
Source: RefSeq, a predicted model, not a curated record
AUGGAAGACACAGGAAGACGUUUAUUGAAAUUUAAAGGAUAUUAUUUUAAACGUGUUGGACUUGAUGUUGACUUUUUAGAAAAUUUAGAUGAUUUUGAAAUCAGAGAUGAUGAUGAUGUCUUCAUAAUCACAUACCCCAAAUCUGGAACCAUCUGGUCUCAGCAGUUGUUGAGCUUGAUUUAUUUUGAAGAACAUGGCAAAAGAACUGAAAAUCUGGAAACAGUUGAUCGUGUGCCCUUUCUUGAGUACAAUUUUCAAAACAUAGACUUUAGUGCAAGACCAUCUCCUCAUCUAUUCUCUACUCACCUCCCACACUACUUGGUUCCAAGAGGACUGAAGAACAAAAAAGCCAAAGUCAUUUACAUAUACAGAAACCCUAAGGAUGUUAUGUGCUUAUAUUUUCAUUUUUCACACAAGUGGGCAGAAAAUGAAGCUACAACUACAAUUGAGGAAUUCAUGGAACUAUUUCUAGAAGGAAAAGUGACAGGAAGUCUUUGGUUUGACCAUAUCAAAAGUUGGUAUGAGCACAGAAGCCACUUCCAUAUUCACUUCAUGAUGGAUGAGGACAUGAAGAAGGAUCUCAGAAAUUCUGUGUUGAAAGUCUGCAAAUUUCUGGGGAAAGAACUGAAUGAGGAGGUCCUGGAUGCUGUUGUGAGACAGGCCACAUUUCAGAACAUGAAGUAUGACCCACUAGCAAAUUAUGAAAAUAUACUAAACAGCCAACCUGGGCAAAAGAAAAAGAAGGCCCUUUUCCUUUGCAAAGGUACAAUUGGAGACUGGAAAAAUCACAUGACUGUGGAGCAGAAUGAAAGGUUUGAAAAGAUUUUCCAAAUUAAGACGAAAGAUUUUCCCUUGGAGUUCAUCUGGGAUAUAAAUGAAGAAUAG